AUGAGCGCCGGUUCCAGAGCUUCCGGGUCCGAUGACGAGCCUUUGGUGCCCGAAGAUUUCGAUGAUGAAUUCUAUACGAAUUUAAUGGACAAAGUGCCAGAGAUCACAAAAGCGCUCCGUCAAAAGGACACCCACGAUAAUGCUGACAAUGUGCAGCGAAUGGUGAUUUGCUCAAAUCGCUACAAAUCGGAUUGGCAUAUGGAGCAGUUGCGCUGUCAGGAGCUUAGCGAUGAGAUACAGCAAUUGAAGGAACGUCUCAAUCAAGUAAACAAAAUGAGUAAAAUGGAUCAGGCGACAAUAGCAGAGCUACGGACUGUGAUCGAAAGCGCCUGGAUGCAAAAGGACGCAGCUCAGACGCGAGAGCAGACAGCGCAAGAUGAAAUGCUGAAGAUGAGAGAGAAAAUGGACACGCUCGAGCAGAUGGUGGAGCAUUUAAGCGAUAAGCGAUCUGGCUUACAAAGCAAGCGCGACGAGCAAAAGGAACGUGAGAAACUUAAUAAUGAGAUUCGCGACCUCAACAAACGUCUACAAAUACAACGGCUAUAUACCGGCGAGGUGGAGACCAUGACACAAACACUUGAGGAAAAGAACAAGGCUUUGGUUAAACUACUCGAGGAAACAUCCAACGAAGCAUACAAUAACCGUAAACGCCUGGAUACUGUAGAGAAGGAGCUCGCUCAAACACGUAGCGAAGAGACUAAAGCGAAAGAGAGAAUUCUGCAAAUCAAAGUGCACAAUGAACAGCUUACCAAAAUGAAAGUGCGACAAAAUCUACAAAUACUCUCGCUGAAGACCAAUCUGGAACAUCUGCAUACGCAACACAACACCACCACCAACAAACUGGCAAAAGCUGUUGUGGAGUUGGAGUAUGCGACACAAGAACGAGAUGAGAAUAAACGAGCGCUGACACAACGCAUUAGUUUGUUAAAGAUGCGUGAGGAUGAAAUAAUCAAGCUGAAGCGUGAGAAUGCAAAGCUACUCAAGUCCGAGGAGAACACAACUCGGAAAUAUGCAGCGUUAAAUGAUGCGCGCAUCAAAUCAGAAGAAGAGAACGUGCGUCUGAAAACCCAGUUAAGUACACAGGAUAAGGAGUUAGAGUCUAUGCGACGCAUCGUGCAUCAAUUUGAAAAGAAUAAUGAGCAUCUUACCAAAGAGCGAGACACGCUGAAAACUGAGCUUUUCGCCGAACAUCAAACCGCCGAACAAACGGAUGAACAAUUUCAGGAAUCACAACAUGAGAUUAAGUCUCUGAAGGAAACUAUACAGACCUUGGAAGUGCGCCAGAAAAAGACACAAGAUGACUAUGUAAAGUUGAAGAAGGAGAAGACGAAAAAGGUGGACGAGAUACAACAUUUGGUAGACAAAAUUGAUGUGCUGCAAAAUGAGAUCCAGCUCAAAGACAACUAUGAGAUCGAAUUGAAGCGCACCAUAAGCGAUCUGGAACAGAAAUUUGUACAACUCCAACGUCAAUAUGACGCGCUACUGAAUGAGAAAAAUAGUUUCAUACGUAAUCUACAAGCCUCCGAGGAUAAGUACACAAAACUGGAGCAGCAAAUCGUUAAACUGCAGGACAGCAUUGAGUCUUACAAAAAUAAAGUCACUUUGCGUGACAGUGAAAUCGGAAGACUGCAGCUACAAAUUGAUAAGCUUGAGAAAGAACGACGUUUGCUCAAGACUGAGAUACGCUACUCGCAGCUGGCGCAUCAGCACACACGCGUUGAGCUGCAGGAACGCAAGAAAGAAUGCGAUAAGUACUCGAAAUCGUUGCAGGAUGAUAGUCAAAAGCUCUCACAACUCAAGCGCGAGCUCGAUCAUUUACGGGAUGAAAAGAAUACCGUCUCUUCGUCACUUACGAAAUGCCAUGAAGAGUGCGCUCAGCUGAAAGAUCAACUGCAGACUCUACAAACAGCUUUCAAUCAAACGGAGAAACAAUACGCACAUUCUCAAGAGGAUAUGCGACUCAUGCGUGUGGAAAUUAAGAAUCUGCGCACGGAGCGCAAUGUGUUGCGUAAAGAUCGUGAGAAUGCGGCUGAUUUACGGCAAGAGCUCUUACAAAUGCAUAGACUACUGAAUCAGGAGCGUAUUAAGGCCCGGGCCAUGCAGGAAGAGAUGAUGACACCAAUGAAUGUGCACCGUUGGCGCAGUCUUAAAGGACGGGAUCCAGAGAAAAUGGAUCUCAUUCUAAAGAUACAAGCUUUGCGAAAGCAAAUUCUUCAACAUAAUGUCUCUGCACUGCAACAAGAACAAGCGCUCGAGGAAUCACAGCGUCUCUAUGAGGCCUUGAAAGAGUUCAUGCUUAAACUGCCGAGUCAUAAAAUACGCGGCGAGUUGAAUAAUGUUAAGGCCACACUCUCAGGCAAGGAGCGGAAGCUAAAGGCCUUAAUGGCCGAGUUGCAUGUGAAGGAUAUAGACGAGAAGAGCAAUACACAAAAGUUGGUAGAACUUAAGACGCGUCUCACCGAUGCCAAAACCCAACUUAACCAGGAGCGUAGGCAGAAGCAGAAAUUGCUCGAGGAGCAUCAACUUCUCGUACAAAUGCAAGCUCAAUGCUUCUCGGCGCCACCAAAUAUGCAACGCACGCUAGGGGCAGGCUUUAAAUUAGACAGUGGGUUUCAUGAAUGUGAUCAGGGUACGGAUCUAGAGGAGACCAUUCCAUAUUAUGAUAGUGGUAAGGAAGGGAGCCAGAUCACUAAAGAGGAAGUUAGCACUGAUAGUUCUUACGACGACUCGCCCCUUUUGCAGUAA
Molecule: messenger RNA, 2745 nt
Organism: Ceratitis capitata (Mediterranean fruit fly)
Lineage: Eukaryota; Metazoa; Arthropoda; Insecta; Diptera; Tephritidae
Product: cilia- and flagella-associated protein 58
Exons: 12
Coding region: 1-2745 (914 amino acids)
Cellular component (GO): cytoskeleton
Source: RefSeq, a predicted model, not a curated record